Messenger RNA from Lytechinus pictus (painted urchin), 5444 nucleotides. RefSeq lists its product as uncharacterized. Lineage: Eukaryota; Metazoa; Echinodermata; Echinoidea; Temnopleuroida; Toxopneustidae. Gene Ontology annotation, cellular component: TRAMP complex. Gene Ontology annotation, molecular function: RNA binding; zinc ion binding. The record is from RefSeq and is a predicted model, not a curated record. The transcript has 9 exons. Gene Ontology annotation, biological process: nuclear polyadenylation-dependent rRNA catabolic process; nuclear polyadenylation-dependent snoRNA catabolic process; nuclear polyadenylation-dependent CUT catabolic process. Bases 350 to 3493 code for a protein of 1047 amino acids.
CCCCAAAAAAAAAAUUACACGUUCUGACCACGACCAGUCCCCCCUCCCCCCCCCCCCCCCGGCGCUCUAUUUAUUGCUGCACACUAAGUCCAUUCUCUCUUCUAUUUCACCUCAUUAUAAUUAUUUCAUUUUCAUAAGUCUUUUGCCAAAAUAUUCCUCGGUCUCCUCCGGACUUACCGAUGUCUAAAAAAAUGUCAAGUUUGCAGAUCAACCAACCUUAAAUGGACAAGAAGUGUUAUUUGCUUGCUGAGUGACAUGCUGUCAGUCGUCGAUUGUUUUCUAGAGUAAUCAGCUUCAGUCCCAUAUCUGCCUUUCUGUGUAAGAAACACUGAAGUUAAAUUACUACAAGAUGUAUGGUGGAGUUGAAUGUGACGAAUCGGCAGAGGACCUGGAGCUGGAACGCUAUGGAUUGACGGAAGGACAGAACUCCGGAUCAGGCGAGUCGGACACAGAGGAGGCCCUCUAUAGGCAAGUUCAUUAUAACAUCAUCAAUGAUCGCAAUAUUCAAAGCACCAAAGAUGGUGAUGCACAGUCGGCUAGAUCUGAUGAAUGUCCACCAACUACAAAAACGGCAUCUUCUUUGAGAACUCUGGGGAACAGUGAUAGUUAUGAAGUAACUGUGAUUAGCAAUGGCAUUUUAAUUGCUUCUGAUGAUGAUGAUGGAUGUGACAGGAAGAGAGAAGAAAGUGAUAGUAAGUACAGAGUGUGUCAAGGAAACAAGUUAAAACUUGAAGAUGUACAGAGUAGCCGAAAGACGAAAACUGCUGUCGUCAUAAGGGAUGACUCCGAGUCCGAUAUCGUACUCUUGGAUGUGAAAAGCAAACCCAAAGGUUUCAAAAGCGAGGGAAAAGUGGAUCAAGAAAAGAAGAGGCCAAAGAAAAGAUCAUGGAAGACGAAUUCAGAUGAUGAGAAGACAAAGACCGCCAGGCUAGAUCGAAGCAGUUGGUCUUCGGCGGUUCCUGUAGCAGAUUCCUCAUCCUCAGAUGCCAGAGCUUCAGAGGUGGUAGUGGUCGCUGAUGACUCCUCAUCAAGCUCUGUAAUACUGCUGGACUCUGAGAAAAGCGAAGGGGAUGUGACACAAACUAAACAGCUUCCUAAAAAGGGUGGUGGGGAGUAUUUCCUGGACAGCAAAGGUAUGGCCUUAGAGGAUGUCAGCAGGGAAAAGGACAGUGCUGAGGAGGGAUGGAAGGCAGAGCGGUUAAAGACGAAAGCAAUGUUGAAGGAAGGCAUUGACGUCAUCAAUCUCAGCAGUGAGGAAGAGGAUUGUAUGGUCAUCGGGUCUUGUAGCGAGGAGGAAGGUUUGCAUGUCCAUUUUGAUGAGAUGGGAGAUCAGAUUCCUCCUGAUGCAGAGGGUUCUUUGAUAAGUAAGAGGAAAGCCAGAAAGAAGGAACGUGUAGUACCUGGGCGUUACUUUGUUCAGUCGAUGGUGAAGCAUAUCCGGUGUUAUAACUGCAAUGAGAUGGGACAUAAUAAAUCGGAAUGUCCGCAGCCCCCUCAUAUUCCCGCCUGCAUACUGUGCGGGACAAGGGGUCAUACUGACCGGAGCUGCCCUCAUGCUCUCUGCUUCAAUUGUUCCUUACCUGGUCACCAAUCCAAGGCUUGCCCGGUCAAACGACAUAUCCGCUAUGCCUGGUGUACUAGAUGUCAGAUGCAAGGACAUCUAAGGAAGACGUGCCCUGACCAAUGGAGACAGUAUCUUUUAACAACAGAACACGGUCCUAUCAUCAAACCAACUCGAAUACACCACCCACUCAAACAGAAGGCUGUCUACUGUAGCAACUGCAGCCAGAAAGGUCAUAGAUAUUAUGACUGCCAUUCAGAGAGAUUUGAUGAGUUUGUCACAUUCACAUACGACAAGGUGUGUGUCUAUGACAGGAAACACAUCGGGAAGAUGAUUUACCCGGAGGAGCACAAGAACGCUGAGUAUCUACAACUCUUAAAAGGUCGAAAAGGUGAUGCCUCAUUAAGUAUAACAAAGACAAAGGGAAAGAGAAGCAUCACUGAGGUAGUUUCAUCCAGUGUCACCAAGGAAGCCACGAUAAGUAGCACUCAGGAAGCUAACUUGCUUAACACCAAGAAAGGAAAGUUCACCCAGGAAGAUGAACAGGAGGAAGAAACUACUCAAAGUGAUGAUAUAGAAGUCGUGAGCAUCGAGAAAGCACAGACGAGCAAGAAGGAGAUGCUUAACCCUGUCAAGACAUUUGUGAGGACACGGUUGUUUGGAGGUAGGAGAGGACGUGGUUGGGCAGAACAGGAAGUAGAAAUGAUCCCAAGUAAGGAAAAGAUGGAUGCAGUGACGGCACCCGACGGUUUGUUUGGAGGUAGGAAAGGAUGUGAUUUGGCAGAACAGGAAAUACAUGUAGAUAUGAUCACAAGUAAGGAAAAGAUGGAUGCAGUGACGGCACCCGAAGGUUUGUUUGGAGGUAGGAAAGGACAUGAUUGGGCAGAACAGGAAAUGGAUAUGAUCACAAGUAAGGAAAAGAUGGAUGCAGUGUCGGCACCCAAAGGUGGAAAGAUAAAACUGACAAGGGCACAGAAGAAGGAGCAGCAGAAAGCGUUGAAAGCGAUGAGAAAGGGGGCGAAUAACCCUGAGGAUGCAGCGCGGGAUUUCACUGAAGCAAAGCAACUAAAACACUCGGCAGUCAAGGCAAUGAAUGUAUUGAAGAGAGAAAUCAAAGCUAAGCUUAAGGCAACGAAGGGUCAGGUUGCUUUUCUUGGUGAAGUCACUGAUUCUAUGUCAAAAUUUGAAAAGAAGGCAAUGAAGAAGAAACUGAAAAAGAAAGAAAAACAAGAGGUUCAAUUAGUCUUGAAUGAGAGAAUCAAAAGUGAUGUAAAGGUUAGGGAAAUGAACCGAGUGUGUAAAGAAUCUAAGAAGCUGUUUCGUGAUGCGAAAAAGUGGAAACAAGAAGUGGAUGGCAGGGCCAGAAGAGCCCUAGGUAUACCUAAAAAACGGAAACGUCCUGUACUACGUAAAGAUGCUGUAGGAUAUAGCGUACCGCAGCGGGGUUUCAACAUUGAUGCAAGAUUGGUCGAAGGCACACACCAGGACAAUCUAUGGACAAAGCCUCAAGGAGAUCUUUGGGAACAAGACUUUCCUAGAAACAAUACUCCAUAUGACUUCACCAAUCGGUUGUUUACCACUGGCCCUGUCACAAUCGAUCCAUUUUAUAGCAACAGUUCUGUCAGUCAUAGUCAAACUGCCGCCUUUAACCAUAAUCAAACCAACUAUGCUGCCUUUGACAGUGGCCAAGACUUUACAGAUCUAUUGUUUUCCAAUCGACCUGUCACAUCGAAUCCAUCUUAUGGCAACGGUCCUGGCUUCCAUGGACAGACGUAUAACAACAAUGCUGCCUUUGACCAUGAUCAAGACUUUACAGAGGGUCUGCAGUCAGGGAAUCAAAGCUUGACAAUCGAGGUUUCUUGUGGGAAGAAGAAGAAAAACAGAAGGAGAAAACGAAAUCGAAAGAACAAGCAAGGUGGUCAAACGGGAUAAUUAGAAAUCAAUGUAGGACAAAUCAAUUCAAGAUGAGUGUAAACGUUAGUUUAUUGACCUACCUCCUGAAUGAUACAUUUUACUUUGAUUGAGAUCAUCUGCAGCUGCCUCAAGUGCCUUUUAAUCUUAUCACCUAUUUAUUUUCCACAUCAUUUUGCAGCCAAUCCACAAUGCGUUUUAAUAUACAUUUAUUCUCCUUAUCUGUUUCGAUUAUGCCUAAUUUUUUCCUCAAUGUGAUAUUUCGCCCACUGAUUUUCAGUAACAAAUGAAUUAUUCAUUUGAUCAUGUCAGUACAAUACAAGGCCUUGUGAGUAGAACUAUUUCGUAAUCAAUUCUCCAUUUCAUGUUGUCUACCUAUCGGUGUUUUAUGAAAGCGGACUUUGGAGAAUCUUGAUGCAAAUACAGUACCUUGUCAUAAAUCAAUCAGGAAGAAAUUGUGAAUUUUUGUUUUAAAAAAUUCAAAUUUUAUUGAAAGAUCAGGUAUGCUUGGAAGUAUAUUGUAAAGAUUUUGUUCAUUUGGCAAGAAUUGUGCUUUGAAUUUUGUACAAAAAAUUGAAAAUUAUUCAUCUUUCAAUAUGUUGACAAUACUACAGGGUGCACAUGAUCAAAAUGUUGCAUCCUGGGUAAGGAUUUAGGCACUGUAUACAUGCCACUUUUUAAAGGACUUGAUCUGGCUUUGCUCAAAAUGGCUGUGGUUUAUUGAGUUGAUUAUGAAAAGAAAUGUGUUGCAGAUCUUCAGGCAAUAUAUAAUUUCAAUCCUGUCUUGACUCUCAGCAGUAAUAUAGGCUUAUCAUAUACACAGUAACUGUAUGUACUUGGCCAGAAGCCAUUUAUAAGUCUGAAAGUCCUAUUUCCAUCACAUAUUAUGAAACAAUAAAAUGCAGGUGGUGCUAAAAUAUGUUUAGCAAAACUGGUAAAAUUGUGUUUCUGUACCCUGCAAAAUAUAUAAAUAUUUAUAUUAUUUUUUUUUUAAAUAAUACAAUAAGAAUAAGUGACAUUCAAUAAAUAUAGAGGUAACAGCUAUAAGAGCAAAAAAGCUGUAUAGAAAUAGCUGCAACCUCAUUAUAGUACUCCAAGUGAUGUAAGAAUUCAAAGAUGAAUGUUUUUUAUUACCCCUUUAAAAAUUGGAGUACAUGUAUAUGAAUAUCAUUCUUCUUUGUAAAAAUCAUUUUGGAUUAUUUUUAUUCUGGCAUGCUUAGUUUUAUUUAGUAUCUUCUAUCUAUUUGUGUUGGUUUGUCCCUCAAGGCUAGGAUGGAGUACAUAUUUUAACCCUGCUAAUUUAUAUUGGGGCAAUCCCAUGAAAUAGUAUUUUUGUAUGACCGACCCCCCCCCCCCUUCUCCCCAUUCAUACUUCAUGAAAUGAGAGUGUUAUAGACUUUCAUAUGAACAAGAACAUACCAACAAAUCAUUUCUCAAAGUUCCAGGUAAAAAAGGACGUCAGACAUACACACACUUCUUGAAAUUGCCAAUUGGAGGUAUUUAUUUAUUUGUUUUAUAUGACCAGUGUGAGGAUUUAGUAUGUCAGGUAAAUUUGCCUAGGAAAAAAAAAAUUGGUAGUACUAAAUAAACACCACAUCCUCAAUCUACAAUUUUUAACAACUUUUAUUUGACGAGGUCAAUUUAUGUCCUUUUUGUUUGGAGGAAUAACCAUUGAAUGGUUCAAAAUUACGAAAACAUUAAAAAAAAAAAAUUCUAACUCUUCCGACAGAAUAUAUCACAGUGACGUCAAAUGUUAAAUAUUCUGUCAGGAGUGCUGUAUAUUUUAUCAUAUGAAGCAUGAAAUAAUGUUCUUCCCUAUCUGAAUUUUAAUAUUUUAAGUUCAUUAUUUCAGAAAUCGAUAGAAUUGUAAUUUGCAAUUUAUAAUAAUGUUGAUUUACAACUAUGUUUUUUUUUUUUUAUGCUAGAUGCAUUUGGUAUUGAUAUUUCAAUUCAAAACAAGAUGUAAAUCAUA